Messenger RNA from Hemiscyllium ocellatum (epaulette shark), 2056 nucleotides. RefSeq names its product intercellular adhesion molecule 5-like. Gene Ontology annotation, biological process: cell-cell adhesion. Bases 80 to 2038 code for a protein of 652 amino acids. The record is from RefSeq and is a predicted model, not a curated record. Gene Ontology annotation, molecular function: integrin binding. NCBI's taxonomy places the organism in Eukaryota, Metazoa, Chordata, Chondrichthyes, Orectolobiformes, Hemiscylliidae. The transcript is spliced from 8 exons. Gene Ontology annotation, cellular component: membrane.
CUUGUUUUGUGCAUGUUGAAAUCAUCACUUACGGUCUCACUGAUACACUUGUAUCUGAAACUAUCAAAUUGAGCGAUCGAUGCUUCUUAGCAGCAUGUACAGCAACAUAAUCCUUUCAGUGCUGGCUUUCUGGAUCCAAACCACUGUAACUGGAUUUGAAGUUUCAAUCGAUGUAAAGCCCCCAGCCGUGGAAUUUGGAGGUUCCAUUGGGAUGAACUGCAGCACAACAUGUCCAAAACCAACAAUACAUAUGGAAUAUAAACCAGGAGUAAAUUUCAUGAGAACAAACGGCAGUACUUGGUACCAUGACUAUUUCCCAAGUGUCCAGGAGUGGGAUUUAACACUAGCAUGUGCUGUGAAUUGUCUGGAUCCUCAGCUAAAGAAUGUGAAAAAGCAUGUCACAGUGUACAAUCGAGAGAUAAACAUCACAGUACUCCCUGAAGUGCUGGAGAUUAACAGGACAUAUCGUCUGGAGUGCACUGGUCCAAGAGUCUAUCCAAAUAACAAACUCAUUCUCACAUGGCUGAGAGGGAGUGAGAUUGUCCAGAGAGAUUCCACAGGCGAACUAGGUCUUCCGGAUGAAGAUAAAAGGUUGAGAAAUGUCUUCAAUUUCGUUGCGAGUCAAUCAGAUGAUGGACAGGAGUACACCUGCUUGGCUGAAGUGGACUCAGGCUCUAACACCACAAAGUCAAUCACAAACUCUUCCGUCACUCUGCAAACUUACGCUUUCAUGGAUCAGCCGAGAAUCCUGGACAAAAGACCCAAAGAAGUGAAGCGAGAAGUCACAUUAACAUGUGAGGUCUCAAAUGUCUAUCCUGCUGAGAAGAUGAGAGUAAGAUGGUUUCAGGAUGGUGUGGAACUGAACUCAGAUACCACAAGGCCAAAUUCCAACACUGUCCGAAUAACAGCAGCAUGGACACCACAGGAAUCUGGUCUGAUGGAAGUCGUCUGUAUGGCCGAUUUUGAGAAAUAUCCUUCAAUUCCCCCAAAGAAUGAUAGUGCUUUCAUUGAGGUGUAUGCUUUCUCUUCCCCUGAAAUCCAAGUACCGACCACCCAGGAAGGAAAUCUGGUUAAUAUUACGUGCCGUGUGUUGAAUGUCUCAGGGGAUCUUGAACUCAGACUGAAGAAAGGAAAUGACACAUUAGUGAAUGGAUCAAGCAGUACUGGGCUCACUAUCUCUCAUACAGUAGAGGCUGAAGCUAAGCUGGAUGGUCAGCAGUAUAUCUGUGAAGCUGAACUGAAACUUCAAGAUCACUCAAUGACGAGCCCUGUUAUUAAACAACACAUUGGAACUCUCCAUGUCCUGUAUCGAGAGAUAAGCAUUACAUUACUCCCUAAAGUACUGGAGAUUAACAGAUCCUAUAGUCUGGAGUGCAUUGGCCCAAGAGUCUAUCCAAACAACAAACUCAUACUCACAUGGCUGAGAGGUAGCGAGAUUCUUCAGAGAAAUUCCACAGGCGAACCAGGUUCUGUGGAUGAAGAUAAAAGGUUGAGAAAUGACUUCAAUUUCAUUGCAAGUCAAUCAGAUGAUGGACAGGAGUACACCUGCUUGGCUGAAGUGGACUUGGGCUCUCAGACCACAAAGUCAAUUACAAACUCUUCUGUCACUCUGCAAACUUAUGCUUUCAUGGAUCAGCCAAAAAUCCUGGACAAAAGACCCAAAGAAGUGAAGCGAGAGGUCACAUUAACAUGUGAGGUCUCAAAUGUCUAUCCUGCUGAGAAGAUGAGAGUAAGAUGGUUUCAGGAUGGUGUGGAACUGAACUCAGAUACCACAAGGCCAAAUUCCAACACUGUCCGAAUAACAGCAGCAUGGACACCACAGGAAUCUGGUCUGAUGGAAGUCGUCUGUAUGGCCGAUUUUGAGAAAUAUCCAUCAAUUCCCUCAAAGAAUAAUAGUGCUUUCAUUGAGGUGUAUGGUCAAACAACAGCCAGAAGGCUUGCAGCAAAGAUCAUUGGCCUCUCCUCUGUUGUAAUCAUAGCUGGAGAAUUGUUAUUUAUCACAAUCACUUACUGCAUCAAACAAAAUAAAAAGAAGUAAACAUAAAUAAUCAAUGUA